Messenger RNA from Plenodomus lingam JN3, 837 nucleotides. RefSeq lists its product as uncharacterized. Lineage: Eukaryota; Fungi; Ascomycota; Dothideomycetes; Pleosporales; Leptosphaeriaceae. The record is from RefSeq and is a predicted model, not a curated record.
AUGCGCCCAGCACUGGCACCGCUGUUUCUCGCCCCACUCGUUGCCCUCGCCGCGCCAGACAAAUUCGCCGCAUUCGAGCCAGCCCUCGAACAACUCCCCGCUGCCUACAACGAAAGCGAGGCCAUCGGACAAGAUGGCGUUGUCGAACUGCUCAAACGUCAAGGCAACACAUGCGCCUCCAAUCACUACGCCUGUAACAAUCUAGGUGCGCCGGGGCUGUGCUGUCCGCGCACUGCCAUCUGUUCCGUCGACCAGCGAGGAGCAGUCGCAUGUUGCCCCCAAGGCGUAGCUUGCACUGGCGUCCUGGGAAACAGUCCUGCAACCAGCCUGCCAACCGCCACUACAACAACGACUGGCCCAUUUGUCCCCGCCCAAACAACCACCGAUCCAUUCUCACAAGGGACCGGCGGCACGAGUCCCGGUAGCACGGUACAGAACCAAUUCUACCCCUUCCCCUACAUAGCCACCACUUACACCAACGCAGCUGCGUGCUCCAGCGCUUAUACAGCUUGCCAAAGCGAUGCUACAAAGUGUACGGCUGCUCUAGCCAGCGGCGCCCAAGGCGUCACCAUCAGUGCCCCCAACGGCGGCGCAACCAUCACCGCCGUCCCCAGCGUCGGCCUCGCAAGCGCCCAGUCCAUUUGCUCCAGUCUGAGUAGCGUCGGCUGCUACGGCUUGACCGUCGAGGCCUGCGCCAGGUUCGAUGGCGCGAGUGCGGGGAAUGCGGCUGCCCGGGAGCGUUGUGCGGGUUAUUGGAUGGCGGGGGGUGUGGCGGUGGGUAUUGCGGGGCAGUUGUUGCGGGGAAGCGGUGAAGGAGGGGGUGGUCGUUCGUUUUGA